CUCCCCCUCUCUUUUGUUUCUUAACUAGUCGAGCUCCUUUCUUCCUCCCCUGCUACAGAAACCCUAACCAUGGCUUGAGAUUGUAACCUCCCCUCUCUCUCCUCUCCUCCCCUCUCGUCUCUCUAUCUUGCUCUCCACCCGCAUCUUCUCUGUCGUGAUAGAGCUCUCCAUGUUACUGGGUUCGAGCUGAGAGACUUCUCAUUGAGGAUUUCGUUCCCGGUCGGAAUCUUCCUUUUGGAGUUUCAGGUGCCUGCUAGGUUGCUUUUGUUUCCAGCUGAAAUUGGGGAAGACAGCAACAGUUCGAAGGUCUCAGUCUGAAGGCCUGCAGAGAACUCUCAGUAUGCGGAGGACUUGACGCAACCUUUUCAAUUAUUGAGGUGAGCUGCAGGAAAUAUUGGUUCGAAUCCUUGAGGACAAAGGGAUGUGCACUCUCUUCUUUUGGAUAGAAGAGAUCUUUUUCCUGACUCAAUCCAUCGCCAUUGUUGGUCUCUUUGAGUCCAGUUGAUGAGGAUUGCUCAAAUGAGCAAUAAUAGGCCCGGUGCUAAAGGGCUGGCAGAACAAAACUACCACAAAAAAGAUGAGAACAAGGAUACAAGGGGUGGGGUAACCGGUGAAGGUCAGGAUCUGUCAGAGGAAGAUGAGCGGCGAAUUCAUGAGUAUAUAGAAGGCACUUCAGAUGGACAGAUGGCAAUCCAGGUGCAGGACUGUGCCCCUACACAAGCUCUUAUGCCCAGGUCGCAGCCACAGCCUAAAGAGUCUGUGGUUCGCUGGGAGAGGUUUCUACCAGUACGCUCUUUAAAGGUUUUGCUGGUGGAAAGUGAUGACUCAACCCGUCAUGUUGUCAGUGCGUUACUCCGGAACUGUGGGUAUGAAGUUACCAAUGCAGCAAAUGGUUGGCAGGCAUGGAAAAUCUUGGAAGAUAUUACCAAUCACAUUGAUCUUGUCUUGACUGAGGUAUCAGUGCCUCUUCUGUCGGGCGUAGCACUUUUGUCCAAGAUAAUGAGACACAAAACUCUCAAGAACAUUCCCGUGAUUAUGAUGUCAUCGCAUGAUACAAUGGGUAUAGUCUUUAAGUGUUUAUCAAAGGGUGCGGUUGACUUUUUAGUGAAGCCUAUACGAAAGAAUGAGCUUAAAAAUCUUUGGCAGCAUGUUUGGAGGAAAUGCCACAGCCAGUCAAGUGGUAGUGGAAGCGAAAGCGGUAUACAGACUCAAAAAUCCAAUAAACUGAAAAGUGGCAAGUCCGACAACAACAGCGGCAGCAAUGAUGAGGAUGACAUUGAAAGCGUUGGUUUGAAUGCUAGGGAUGGAAGUGAUAAUGGAAGUGGUACUCAGAGUUCCUGGACAAAGAGGGCUAUUGAAAUUGACAGUCCCCAGAGGAUGUCCACAUGGGACCAGUUGGCCGAUCCACCUGAUAGCACCUGUGCCCAGGUUAUUCAUUUGAGGCCCGAGGCCUUCAGCAGCAACUGGGUGCCAGUUAAUGCCACAAGGGAUUUCGAAGGGCAGGAUGCUGAGAUUGAUAAUGAUGUUAUGGGAAAAGACUUGGAGAUAGGAGUACCUGGAAAUGCAAAUCCCCAGACCGAAGAACCAACGAAAGAGAUUCUCGCGACAAGCUAUAAUCCUGACAAGGACUCCGAAAUUGACUGCAAAAGGAAUGAAGAUCAAUUAAAUCUGAAAAGCGAGAAAACACAGAGCGAAUCACAGAAUAAAGCUGUUGACCUGCUAGGAUCCAUUGCUAUCAACACUGAUCCUCAGAUAGAAAUCUUAGAUUUUAACAAUGCUGGUGGCCUGUCCAAAGCUCCCGAUGGGAAAGACAAGACUAUGUAUGAUGACAAGGAAAUGCCCUGUCUUGACCUCAGCUUGAAGAGGACUAGAGAUGUUCAAGACAUCGAGAAAAGUGACCAUGACUGGAACAUCUUGAGGCAUUCAGACCUCUCAGCCUUUUCAAAGUACAGUUCUGCCCCACCAAGCAAUCAAGCUCCUACAGCAAUUGUAGGAAGCUGUUCUCCUGUUGCCAACAGCUCUGAAGCAGCAAAAACAGAGUCUGUACAGAACCUGCAGUCCAAUUCCAACAGUCCGCCCCCGAAUCAGGGUUCAAAUGGAGGCUCCAAUGGAAGCGGCAACAACAAUGAUAUGGGUUCCACCACUAAUGAUGCUGUCAAAGGUCACCAUCCUUCCUCUGCCUUCCAACCAGUAGAUAGUAGCAGAAAAUUUACCCCACACCCUGCUGCCCAAGGUGGUAACAAAGUAGAUGUGGCGACCAGUAGAAUGACUCCCGGACAAUCUCGCGAUGCAAACCAGCAUGUCCUAUCUCAUAGUAACCACCAUCACCACCAUUACCAUAUGAUAAGUGAUAAUGAUGACACAUCGAAUGCUACUAGUCUACAAUGUGGGUCCUCCAACGUGUUGGUCGAGGGCCAUGCUGCCAAUCACAGCUUAAACGGGAGUGACUCGGGGAGUAAUCAUGCAAGCAACAAUGGGUGGAAUGGGAGUAGCACUCCUUCAAAUACUCAGGAAAUCGAUCCCAAUGGGAAUAACAAGAUGGCUGCGAACUGUGGGGCUGGUAUGGGGAUUGGGCGCAUGGAUAGAAAUAUAACUGAUCAGAAUCGUAAUGCACAGAGAGAGGCUGCUCUAAACAAGUUUCGCCAGAAGAGGAAAGAGAGAUGCUUUGAGAAGAAGGUCCGAUACUACAGCAGAAAGAAACUGGCGGAGCAGAGGCCCCGCAUACGAGGCCAAUUUGUGCGACAGAAUGCAAACAAGGUGAAGGACCCAAGUUGACGACAAGACAAUGGCCCAGGUCAUAGCUAAAUGCAGUAUUCUCGUAAUUUUGGGAAUCGCAGGAGUUGGUGGAGAAGGGAGGCAGUGGGGCUCCGCCUUGGGUCUUUACUACAAUCACAAACAUGGUAAUAAUUAUUCGACGAGAGAUUUAGUAAAAGGACAGCUGAAGACUGUAUCGCUUAUUUACUUUACUGCACUCAUGUGGCUACUAUUACUAGACUGCUGCUAUCCUUCGUCAUAUGUGAUGAAUAACUAUCGGAAAGAUGUGUGGUGUUUGUUAUUCAAAGACUUCAUUCGUGAGUGUAUGUCUGUUUCUUCA
Molecule: messenger RNA, 3094 nt
Organism: Punica granatum (pomegranate)
Lineage: Eukaryota; Viridiplantae; Streptophyta; Magnoliopsida; Myrtales; Lythraceae
Source: RefSeq, a predicted model, not a curated record